Molecule: messenger RNA, 1563 nt
Organism: Guillardia theta CCMP2712
Lineage: Eukaryota; Cryptophyceae; Pyrenomonadales; Geminigeraceae
Exons: 8
Coding region: 1-1563 (520 amino acids)
Biological process (GO): protein phosphorylation
Molecular function (GO): protein kinase activity; ATP binding
Source: RefSeq, a predicted model, not a curated record
AUGUUCAGGUGGAUGCGAAGGGAAGGGGGAGGGACAGGAGCAGAGCAAGCAAGAGAGUUGAGAGGAUUUGAGGGCCUGGAAGAGUCGGAGGCAGCUCCAGCAUCUGACGAUGGAGCUCGCGAUCGCUCUGGGAUGGUAGGAGCGGCUUCCAUCUCAGAGGAGUCAGCACGGAGAGAGGAUCCACUGAAGCAUGCGGCUUCGGUCCUACCUCCCAUCGCUGAAGGCCCGGCAUCAAGGAGGAAGGAGGAAGAGAAGCGAGCUCAGGGGGGCGUUCGGAUGCCUGCAAUCCUGAAGAACGCCGAGCAAGGCAGCGUGCAUGGCGCGAGCAAGGAAGUGGCUUUCAGCAUAGAGAAGAAUGAUUCUGUCGAGCUGCGGAAUCCCAUCAGGGAAGGACAGAUCUUCUCUUCCUCCUUUGACUGGCUGGCCUGCCGGUGCGGCAGGAAAUGCGCUAAGGAGGUCGGAAUAUGUCCCCUCCAGGCUCGAGGGCUAGCGAGGAGGCUAGUGGAUGGGAGCAGCAUGUCAGUCUCUCAGCUUCGGGAGCCAAGAGACGUGGAUGGGUACGCGGUAGGGACGAAACUGCAUGUGCGCGGCGGGCUGGGAGUGGGAGGGAAGGGAGUCGUGCGGCUCAAGUUUGACCCGUUCAACGGGGCUCUUGUUGCCAUCAAGUCGUACGACAAGAGGAAAUUGUUGCACAUCAGGCAGUUGAACGACGUUGUUAAGGAGAAGUCUUGCCUGCAGAACGGGUUUGUUGUUGUCUACUGCAGUUUCCUAUGUGACAAGCUUAUCAGGGACACGAUCACUGGACAACUCUACCUGGCCCAUCCUUUCAUCGUUGGAGUGCCGCUCAACUGCACCCUCCACGACGAGGAGCACCUCUACAUUCUGAUGGAGCCAGCGCUGGGUACGCGAGGAAAGCAGAGCUUGUGCUCUCUGAUGAGAAGGCAGGUGGAGAUCUCAAGACGUUUCUCAGGAUGCAGCCUGAGAUGGUACGCGGCUCCUGCUGCUUCCCUGCUGACGGCCUUUCUUCCUCAGCGCUACAAGUUCGCUACUUGUCAACUCUAUGCCGCACAGGCUGUCGUAGCUCUGCACUACCUGCAUUCCAAAGGGUUUGUACAUCGAAAUCUGCACCUUGAAAGCAUGGGGCUAGAUCUUGAGGGAAGGUUGAAGCUAAUGAGCUUCAGCGCAGCGAGAGAUAAGAACUGGCAAGUCGUCAAGAGCUGCUUCUACGUUGCAUCAAACAUGACCCAAGGAGUAGCGUCGACCUUCUCCGAGGUUUCAGUCCCGAGAGUUCGGUGGACUCAUCUUGCUCCUGAGGUCGUCAAGCAGCUCCCGCAUGACUUUGCUUCCGACUGGUGGUCUCUCGGCAUCGCCAUCUAUGAGAUGCUUUGCGGGUUUCCGCCCUUCUACCACGAGGACCCGCGCGUCGGCCUCACCCUCAUCUGCAUGGCCAAAUUUCAGCUUCCUGAGCACUUGAACUCUGCUUCUUCCAACCUCAUCCGUCGCCUCCUGGUGGUGGACACGAAAAACGGUUCGGCUCGAGGAAGGCAGGAGGAGCGCUGGUGA